UAUCAAGUAACACAGAGGAUAUGCUGAGAAAAAUCUUGCAACUAGUUUUAUUUCACAGCUUCUUUUAAAAUGUUUGUAUAUAAACUAGGAUUAAGAAAAAUAAUUAAAAGGUUCUUUGGAGGAAGAUUACUUAGCAUUAUAGUAGCAUUAGGGAAGGGCUGUCACUGAGUUGAAACUGCAGUUUUCGGGUUGGACAGUAUGUCUGCUGUGCUGAUGUGAUGAAGAUCUUUUUGCUCUCUUAUUAAAAGUGUUGUUCCUUCUCGAGAAAGGACUUUGCAAGUAGCCAUGCCAGCCCAACAGAAGAAAUUCAUUUUUUGCAUCGCUGGGGUGUUAAGCUUCGCUUGCGCUCUCGGCAUUGCAGCAGCCGUUGGAACUCAGUUAUGGAUCAAAGGAACAAUACUGUGCAAAACUGGAGCUCUGCUUGUCAAUGCUACAGGACCAGAACUGGAGAAGUUUAUUGGUGAAAUUCAGUAUGGGCUUUUCUAUGGUGAGCGUGUUAGACAAUGUGGACUAGGAGGGAGACCUUUUCGAUUUUCAUUUUUUCCAGAUUUGCUCAAAAUUAUCCCUGCAAGUAUCCAUGUAAGUGUCAUUCUCUUCUGUACAGUACUGAUAGUCUUUGCUCUGGUGGGAACAGGUUUCUUCAUGUACAAUGCAUUUGGCAAUCCCUAUGAAACGCUGCAUGGUCCAGUAGGGUUAUAUCUUUGGAGCUUCAUUUCAUGUUCUUGCAGUUGUCUCAUCAUGAUACUAUUUUCUUCAGAAGUGAAAAUUCACCACCUCUCUGAGAAAAUUGCAAAUUACCAAGAGGGAAGUUUCAUCUUUAAAACUCACAGUGAACAAUUUGAGGAUUCAUUCUGGAUCAUCCUGGUUUGCUUCUUGGUGCACUUCCUGAAUGUUUUGCUAAUUCGGCUUGCUGGAUUUAAAUUUCCUUUUUCAAAAUCUAAAGAGUCAGAGACAACUACUGGAGCAGUUGAUCUCAUGUACUAGCCUGAUGUAGAUUUUUAAUUACAUUCCAGGCAAAAAGGUUAAUCUCCGCCACUUUCAACAAUGACCAAAUAUCUGUAAAAUAUCUGCAAAAUAUCUGGUUUUAUAAGAUUGAUUUAGAAGACAUUAAAAUCAAGAAGAGAUUUAAAAUAAACAUCAACACAGUAAAUAUGAUAAAACUAUGGUAUGGGUGAUCCUCAUUAAGGACUAGAUCAAAAUAUCCUUAAAUCAUGUAGCACCUACCUUAUUACGACAAUUUGUUUCACUGGGAUUAUAUGAGAAAUAAGGUAUAUCUUAACAUAGAUACAGGUAUUCUGGGUCUUUAUGUACUUUAAUAAAGGAGGAAGAAAUAAAAGUAUAGGAAAACAUUUCCACCAGCCCUAGAGAGUUUGCCUAUAUCUGUAAAGGUGGUAAUGUAUAGGAAUGACUACUACUACUAUUUUAUGUAACAAGACUGGACUAAGAAUCCACUCCAGUGAAUAAAGAGUGGUGAUUGCACCACAAAACUGCAAGCACCAAAUGAAAAAAAUAGAUAGCUUUAGUCACAAAUUUAGGGCCCAUAGCUGCAAAAUUCUGUUAAGUUCAAUGACUGUGGUUAUUCCAAACAGAAGUAGGAGGAGGGAAUCUACAGAUUAUGUAACCAAACUAGAAGGCUGGAUAUCCAACUCCUUGUUGUGCCUUAAAAGCUGUGAACACUCUGUAUUUUAGGUUCCAGUGGGAAUUGGACAUUCUGCACCUCCCAGGCUUGCUGAAUAUCUUGCACAAUUGAGUCCAUAAAACAGAGACUGCUCUAUACCUUUAUCUAUUAGAUGCCUCAGCCUCCUAAAUUGCUCAGAAAAGUCUCCUUUCUGCUUCCUGUUUCCUCAUGUAUUGUCUGCUGCCCUCACUUUAACAAAGGUGGGGGAAGUGUUCACUGGACAAAGUAUUUGUGCGAUAAAAGAGUUUGAACAGCAGGUAAUUUUUUAAAAUGGGUUAGUGCAGAAGCUCCAUUUAAAACAAAACUCAUUUGUUCUCAGUGUACUGGUAAUGUUAGGGGAAGACAGCAAACAACUUAAACUCAUUCAUAUUUCAUAGGCACCACAUCUAUCAUGUUACUGUUAAUCCCAGAGGACCAUAGAAGGUGGAAAUAGAAAACAAAACCUAUUGUUUUGUUGGAGAUGGGGUCAAAUUAAUUAUAAUUUGAAUAAAACUGAUUUCAACAUCACAAGGAUUUCACCCAUAGUAAGUGACCCGCUGUCCUGAAGACUUUACUUUCUAAAGAGAAGGCGAGUCAAAGGUUAGAAGGGGAAAUGGAGGCACAGAGGAGCAGAUGCGAAGUGAUUUGCCCAAGAUUACAGAGACAGUCAGUGGCAGAGAAUAGAAUACAACCCAAGUCUCCUGCCUCCUACUCUAGUACCCCAUCACCUUUUAAGUGUAUCAUUUAAAUUGGAAUUUUAAUGAAAUGUAAUGCACACUGUAGUGUGGCUUAACCAGUGUUCCCUGUAAUCUG
Molecule: messenger RNA, 2470 nt
Organism: Pelodiscus sinensis (Chinese soft-shelled turtle)
Lineage: Eukaryota; Metazoa; Chordata; Testudines; Trionychidae
Gene: CLRN1
Product: clarin 1
Biological process (GO): equilibrioception; sensory perception of sound
Source: RefSeq, a predicted model, not a curated record